AUGGAAAUAAUUAUCACAAGAACGCUGAACGUCUUUAAACAUAACACACGGCUGCUGAACGUUUUGAAAGAUAAUAUAAGGCUGCUGAACGUUUUGAAAUAUAACACACGGCUGCUGAACGUUUUGAAAUAUAACAUACGGCUGCUGAACGUUUUGAAAUAUAACACACAGCUGCUGAACGUUUUGAAAUAUAACACACAGCUGCUGAACGUUUUGAAAUAUAACAUAAGGCUGCUGAACGUUGUGAAAUAUAAUAUAAGUGAAAUUUAA
Lottia gigantea (owl limpet) is the source of this 270-nucleotide messenger RNA. RefSeq lists its product as hypothetical. Bases 1 to 270 code for a protein of 89 amino acids. The record is from RefSeq and is a predicted model, not a curated record. The transcript has a single exon. NCBI's taxonomy places the organism in Eukaryota, Metazoa, Mollusca, Gastropoda, Lottiidae.